Messenger RNA from Guillardia theta CCMP2712, 2328 nucleotides. RefSeq lists its product as hypothetical. The record is from RefSeq and is a predicted model, not a curated record. Lineage: Eukaryota; Cryptophyceae; Pyrenomonadales; Geminigeraceae. The coding region runs from base 1 to 2328 and encodes 775 amino acids. The transcript has 2 exons.
AUGAAGAUUGCUUGCGAUGUUUACAUAGAACCCAUCGCUCCCAAGAGCCCGGCGAGUCAGGACCACAAGCCGCUGGUCCUGACAGCCACCCACGUCUCGGUUGAUCGCAACGACUCGCGGGACAUCUGCGUCUUCAUCGAGACGGACGGGGGGGGAGGGAGGAGCCUCGCGUGUAAGGUGGAGGAUCUGAGCGACCUGGACUCCAAGAAGCUGCCGGAGGGAUGCCUGGGCCUGCGCUUCUCCUCCCCUCCCGUGCAGGUCAUGCUCUUCAACGCGCGCGCCAUCCUGCUGCAGGACUUGCUCAGGCUCCUGAAGAAGCUGACCGAGAAGCGCCGGGUGGGGUCCAGCCUCAGGUUUCGCUUCACCCCCCUCGAGGUCCUCCAAGCUGAUCGCGACAAGACCGGCAUAGCGGGGGAGCCGCGCGGUGCCGCGAGGCUGAUGCAGGGCAGAGACGCCUCGCAGAGCUCGCGGCCGGAGAUGACUCUGUCCUCGGAGCACAGCAUGCAUGAGCCACCGUACCUGGAGGACCUGAGCCGCUACGAGAAGACGGAGCCGUUCAAGGUUCACCUGGAGCAUGAGAUCGAAGGGCUGCGGCAGGCCAUGGAGGACGACCUGAGAGGUCGGUCGCAGCUGCAGGAGAAGAUUUCGCGUCUGGAGCGAGAGAACCUGUACUUGACUAACCAGCUCAAGAUGGAGCAGAGCUUGCAGUCAGAGCUGAAGCAAACAGCGUCAGGUGCGCAGGCGAAGGUGAAGGAGGUGGAGCAGAAGCUGAAGGAGAAGAUGAGCGAACUGCAGCUGAGGACGGAGGAGCUCAUGGAGGCGCGCAGCGGGCACGAGCAGAUGAUCGACACGGAGAUGAAGCGACUUGCUCUCGUGGACUCGCGGCUGAACCAGUCGGGCCGGCGGCUGAAGGCGCUGAAGAAGCAGCUGGGGAUGCUGCUGCUGCUGCGACGACAAGAGCGGAUGGCGGAGCGAGCGAUCAGGUCGCUCAAGGUCCGCGCGCUGCUCAAGAGGGGGAGGCGGAGGCUGCUGCGAGUGGUUCACGAGAGGUCUGUUCGGGUCCUGCUGGGGAAGCCGCUGGUGUGCUGGCAGAUGAGAGCUCAACGCAUGGCGACCCUCCGCGUCUUCCUCCCGGCAGCGGCGGAGCGACGGAGGCGGAAGCUGAUGACGUCAUGCCUGUCGGGGUGGAAGCGAGGCUGCUGGAGCCUUCGCGGGCUGAGGGUGGAGGAGGAGGUGAGGGCAGCAAGGAGCAUGUUCGAGCAGCAGGAGAAGGAGCUCAAGUCGCAGCUCAAGGACGCGAGGGAGAUGAUCGACGACCUGCGGGAGGAGCUGGCCCGGAAGGACUCGCUGACGUACAAGCAGGCGUGCGCGUCGGAGCAGGAGAUCCUCUCGCUGCAGGAGUCGCUGAGGAGGCAGCAGGACGAGUCGGCCAGGCUGCACACGGACAACGAGGAGAAGGCGAAGCAGCUGAGAAUAGCUGAGAACGCGGAGAAGACCGGGAGGGUGGUGCUGGAGGAGAAGGAAGAGGAGCUGGUGAAGCUGCGAGAGCGAGUGAGGGCUGCUGAGGAAGCCUAUGACAGAGUUCGUGCGAAGCUGCAGGAGGAGCUCAAUGACAAGAGGGACCUGGAAGACGUCUUGUCUCGCAGGGACCUCAUGGCCGGCGAUCGCCACCAGCACGUCCAGCACCUCGAGGGCACCGUCGCGGACCUGGAGCAGCAGUGCCAACGGCUGCUCCAGCAGGUGCAGGCAGAGGAGGCGGCGCGGUACAAGGCAGAGGAGAUGCGAAUGAGGAUGCAGGAAAGACUGGAGGCGUUUGAGCAGGGGGAGAGCUUCUCUCACGACAGCCUGCGCGUGCAGCAUGCCGACACUCAGAACGCGCUGGAACGAGAGCGAGCGAGGAGCGAAGAGCUGGAGGACGCUCUGAGCAAGCUGGUGGAGGCGUUCAAGGAAGGGAAGCGGCAGGAGAGGAUGAAGUUGAUCCAGGCAGGGCAGUACGUCCGGCUCCUCUCCUCCUUCUUCUCCUGGCGAAGAUGCGCAGACCAGCAGACGAUCAUCAGUCUCUCGGCCCCCAGCGGCUUCGGGGAGGCGCGUCAAACCCCCGACCUGUCGCAGGAGCUGCUGGACCUCAAGCACAGGAACGCGUCUCUGCAAGCUAUGCUUGCCGAGGCUAAGGCGGGAGGGGAGGAGGAGAGGAGGAGGAGGGAGGAGCUGGAGCGGCAGGUUAUGUCGCUCAAAGAGACAUACCUGCAGGGCGUGAAGGCGAGCGUGCAAUCUAUCCGCUUGUGUCGCGAUCGCUACCUGCCUGCCAACGGCCAGUCGAAGCAGUGA